Messenger RNA from Gilbertella persicaria, 1230 nucleotides. RefSeq names its product GPI mannosyltransferase 2. Gene Ontology annotation, cellular component: endoplasmic reticulum membrane; mannosyltransferase complex. The transcript has 5 exons. Gene Ontology annotation, molecular function: GPI mannosyltransferase activity; alpha-1,6-mannosyltransferase activity. Gene Ontology annotation, biological process: GPI anchor biosynthetic process. The record is from RefSeq and is a predicted model, not a curated record. Bases 1 to 1230 code for a protein of 409 amino acids. Lineage: Eukaryota; Fungi; Mucoromycota; Mucoromycetes; Mucorales; Choanephoraceae.
AUGAAAGAAGUUUAUGCUACUGCCAUAGCUUCACGUCUCUUCACUCUAAGUUUAGGUAUUCUAACUUAUUUGUCUACAGGAAGUUAUGAUUCCUCGGCCGAGAUUCAGUUGGGUGGUCAUGGCCUUUUAACUGCCUUCCUCAGAUGGGACGCACUUUAUUUUUUACAUAUUGCAGAACAAGGCUAUGUGUACGAACAAGAGACUGCUUUUUUUCCUUUGAUGCCAUUUUUGGCACGUCUACUAACAAACACAGUGUUUUCUCCAUUUGAAUCCAUCUUGGGAAGAAAAUACGCUUUAUUGCUAUCUGGUGUAACGAUUGCCAAUGUGUCGUUCGUUUUGGCUGCAGGUGCUUUAUAUGAGUUAACAUUGACCUUAUUACCCAAAAAAAAGGCAUUAGCCAAUGUUACUGCCAUCGCAUUCUGUCUAUCACCACCUGCUAUGUUUAUGUCUUCUUUUUAUACAGAAUCCAUCUUUGCGUUAUUAAGCUUUGUUGGUAUGAAAUGGGUUACUCAAAGAAAGUAUUUGAAAGCAGCUGUUAUUUGGAGUAUGGCUUCUGCUGCUCGUUCAAAUGCUAUCAUUUACUCGGGCUUCUUCUUUUAUGAUCUUGUUUGGUUACGGUUCAUACAUCAACGCAAGGAUUUGAUAGCAGGCCUGAUUCAAGCCAUGCUGUAUACUCUAUUGACAAUGAGUGGAUUUGGUUUGUUUCAAUAUUAUGGCUACACUCGGUUCUGUAGUUUAGAUCGACCCUGGUGUGCGGAUAAACUACCACUCUUGUAUUCUUUUGUUCAGAAAGAGUAUUGGGGUAACGGGUUUCUUUCUUACUAUGAGAUUAAGCAAAUACCCAACUUUUUACUGGCAGCCCCAAUAAUCACGAUAAGCAUAUUGGGUCUCAAGACGUUCAUUCAGUACGAUCAUUUGCGGUUCUGGACUUUAGGAGCAAGACAAACAAAAAAGCAGCCCGAAUAUGAUUCUUUUACUAGUUCCAAAUUAUCUGUCUUUAUGUAUUUGUGGCUGUUUCUAUUGUUCUUUGCUACUACAUCCAUGCAUGUUCAAGUGAUUAUUCGAUUCUUUACAUCAUUGCCUCCCUUUUAUUGGUACGUAGGACAUGUAUGGAUAGAAGGCUUUGGAUCAAACAAGCGUCCCUUUAUGGCCCAGCUUAUCCUUGGUUAUUUUGUGCUAUAUGGCUUAGUGGGGAUUGUUCUGUUUUCAAGUUUCUUACCACCAGCUUAG